This is a messenger RNA of Anarrhichthys ocellatus (wolf-eel), 2583 nucleotides long. RefSeq names its product insulin-like growth factor 2b (gene igf2b). The record is from RefSeq and is a predicted model, not a curated record. Gene Ontology annotation, cellular component: extracellular region. The coding region runs from base 806 to 1369 and encodes 187 amino acids. Gene Ontology annotation, biological process: positive regulation of MAPK cascade; positive regulation of transcription by RNA polymerase II; positive regulation of vascular endothelial cell proliferation. Gene Ontology annotation, molecular function: protein serine/threonine kinase activator activity; insulin-like growth factor receptor binding; hormone activity. The transcript is spliced from 4 exons. NCBI's taxonomy places the organism in Eukaryota, Metazoa, Chordata, Actinopteri, Perciformes, Anarhichadidae.
AUAGGGAACAACUAGUUGUAUACUCUCCGGUUGUUCUGCCCGGGUAUUGAAAAACAUCAGACUAGGUUAUAACCGUGUUUUGUUGGCUUAAUUAAGAAAAGCGCCUCGGGUUGACCAGAUGCAUUGAUCACAUCAUUUUUUUGUGCAAUAUGAGCAACCGGACAUCUCUUAAUUUGCAUGCAACAAAGAAAGUUCAAAAAUGCAAGAAUGACAUGGAGUGCGCCUAAAGCUUUGAAGCAUUUGUGCAACAGGUUGCCUGCCAGGAUAGAAGAAAAAAUGAGUUGAGAGAUAUUUUAUUCUUCUCUCGUCUGGAUGGUACGCCGUUUCUGGACUCGGAGCAAACAGCUGGUAUAUUUGUCGGUAGAUAGGGGGCGGUAGUUCUGAGGGUCAGUGAGCUCACCAAAGGGUGAGCAAGGGGAAAAUAUAUGCUGAGUCUGGCUUUUCAGAUAGUUAACUAUUGAGCAGCCGGUCUUGCAACUUCUGGGGACUUGUGUAAGAGUGUGAACGAGAGAGAUACUGUCUACUUUUUUCUCCAGAAUAAGCAAUUCUCUCAGGUGCAACACAGUAACAUUGGCUGGUAAUAGUUCCAGGGGGAGGGGGAUACACAUUUUUCAUAAUUUGUCGCACGCAAUGGGCUUUUUCUGAGUUAGUAGGUCAAUACAUAGGGGGGGGGGGGGAGCAUUCAACACUGGAAGUCUUAAAUCUUUUACACGCAUCCAAAUGUGAACGUGUGAAGAGUGGAUCCUGUUAAAUCACCCUGAAAGGCAACAUCUGGCUGUCAGCUGAGAUUUUUUUGGUCAAGAAGAUGUCUUCGUCCAGUCGCGCGCUGCUGUUUGCACUGGCCCUCGCGCUCUACGUUGUGGAAAUAGCCUCGGCAGAGACGCUGUGUGGGGGAGAGCUGGUGGACGCGCUGCAGUUUGUCUGUGAAGACAGAGGCUUCUAUUUCAGUAGGCCAACCAGCAGGGGUAACAACCGGCGCAACCAGAACCGUGGGAUCGUAGAGGAGUGUUGUUUCCGUAGCUGUGACCUCAACCUGCUGGAGCAAUACUGUGCCAAACCCGCCAAGUCCGAAAGGGACGUGUCGGCCACCUCUCUGCAGGUCAUACCCAUGAUGCCCGCACUAAAACAGGAAGUCCCAAGGAAGCAGCAUGUGACCGUGAAGUAUUCCAAAUACGAGGUGUGGCAGAGGAAGGCGGCCCAGCGGCUCCGGAGGGGUGUUCCCGCCAUCCUGAGGGCCAAAAAGGUUCGGAGGCAGGCGGAGAAGAUCAAAGCCCAGGAGCAGGCAGUCUUCCACAGGCCCCUCAUCAGCCUGCCCAGCAAACUGCCUCCUGUCUUGCUCGCCACGGACAACUAUGUCAACCACAAAUGAGCCCGCUGCCAGCCCUUUGCACAGACAAGAGUUUGGAGGGAGAAAAAAAAGACUAGGGGAUUAUAGCUUUGUCUCUGACGUCAUUUCUGUGGCAGCCCUCUUUGACCUCCCCUGCCCUGUCCGAGCCCACCAAUCCCUCCCCUGCUCUCAUCCACUACUUCUUGACCCCGUGGCCCUUCUCUAAUGCCCCCCUUAACCCAACCUACCCACCCUCCUCAGGCACACAAACAUGCCUUCACAUUCUUCCUGUCUGAACUCUUUCGCUCCCUCUCUCUUUCAGUCACUGACACAAAAGGCACAAACACAAACGAUGAACAAAAAGUUAACAAUUCGGCUGAAUGCAAUUCAGGUGGAUCCUUAAGCAACAGAGAAAAGGGAAGGGAGAAAUGAAGAUGAAAGAGAUCUGUGGUUUGCAAGUGUCAAGAGGACACCCAGCGGAAUGUUUUUUUUGUCCUUGUUGAAGACAACUGAAAGUGAAGAGCAGCUUGCAUGAAAGAAUCCAUUCCACAUAAUUUUUCCUGAGGCAAAAAGAAAAUCUCUGUUAGUUCUUUUUCUUAUUAGUUUGCACCUCUACCUAUAAAGGGACUUCCACACUGUAAGGAAUUAUUUUGUAAAAUUAGAUUCCUGUUCCAGCACCUUUUGAUCACAAACAAAAAGCAGAAAAGAGUCUGCAAAAUUGCACAUUGCCACGGAUUACGUCAAAGUAAAGAAAAAAAAUGGCACUAUUUUUUUAUGAACAAUGAACGUGUAGCUUAAAAAAAUGUCAUGGUGCUAGCUUUGGGAAUGGACUCAAAGAAGAGGUUGAAAAGCACGUUUUUUUUUUUUCUUUGAAUGAAUAUUAAAACUUUCCGUUUUAAGGAAAGUGUGACUUUUGAAAAAAGGAAGAUAAAGGAUAUGGGUGCGCUCCUGGCAGUGGCAAUGUCAAGGGGGAAGUGUCACUGAGAGAAGACAUGGGCUGUGUCGGCUUCUAGGCUCACAGCGAGUGCUAGCGGCUGCUCGUCAAUAGCUUGCCAGCAUAUAGUGGCAAGGGGGACCGGAGACCCAGUCCCUGUUCCUCCUGUCCCUGCCAGACACAGGGAGCAGUGUGAGGACACAUAUGGACCGUGGACAGUGGACCGCCUGGAUUGAGACAGUACUACAGUUCUGGGACAGUACUUCCUGUUUGCCAUGGCUUUGCAGACUGCUCUGACAGGAAGUAACAUGGCAUGGACAAA